GAAGAAGAAGAAAAAGAAGGAGCAAACAUUUCCACUGCGUCUACAAAUCUGUGUACGCGACCAAUAAACCUUGAUAUGAUCGAUAGUCGCCAACUUGACAAAAGCGAUCCGCUCGAACGCGCCCUUCAGUUGAAGUGGUAACGUGACUUUUUGUUGAUACACGAGUUCACCAGAGGAGUAAAACGUAGUUAUAUUUUAGUGGUUUUGUUUCUGUAUAUAGCAAAGACUUUACGUAGAACUCAAGCAUUCGAGUCUUUGUGAUAGUUAUGUAGCUAUUUGAACGAUAGUAGACAUCUGCUAUCCUUGGUCGAUUCGUCCAAUCUGUCCCAGUGCUAAUGCUAGCUAGCUAGCACAGUGCUCUCUCUCUUAUCUUUUGUGUUGUUUCGGCUGCAGUCACUUUCUCUGACAUGGCUUCGCCUGCACCUGGAUCGGGAUUCCAGAACAAAAACCGUGUUGCCAUUUUGGCUGAACUGGACAAGGAGAAGAGACGCUUGAUACAAAACUCCUCCAUGAAUAACCCUGGAGCCAGUAUCCCUCUGUCCAGACCAGCCCUGAAUAAAGACUUCAGAGACCACGCAGAGCAGCAGCACAUCGCUGCCCAGCAGAAAGCAGCUCUGCAGCACGCCCAUGCUCACUCUUCUGGAUUCUUCAUCACUCAAGACUCGUCCUUCGGGAACCUGAUCCUCCCGGUGCUGCCACGUCUAGACCCGCCUCCACCGGCAGAAUAACAGAAAGAAACUGCAAAAACACCCAACGACUAAAAGCAGAUUUACAGAUCACCUGUCAGGUGUUGACGAAUGGCAGCGGGCCGCAGAUCACCUGUCGGGUGUUGACGAAUGGCAGCAGAUCACCUGUCGGGUGUUGACGAAUGGCAGCAGAUCACCUGUCGGGUGUUGACGAAUGGCAGCAGAUCACCUGUCGGGUGUUGACGAAUGGCAGCGGGCCGCAGAUCACCUGUCGGGUGUUGACGAAUGGCAGCAGAUCACCUGUCGGGUGUUGACGAAUGGCAGCGGGCCGCAGUCAUUUGUCCAACGGUUCUGUUGAAUUGCCACCGUUCGUCGACACCCGGCAGAUCAUCCGUUCGUCGACACCCGGCAGAUCAUCCGUUCGUCGACACCCGGCAGAUCAUUCGUUCGUCGACACCCGGCAGAUCAUUCGUUCGUCGACACCCGGCAGAUCAUUCGUUCGUCGACACCCGGCAGAUCAUUCGUUCGUCGACACCCGGCAGAUCAUUCGUUCGUCAACACCCGGCAGAUUAUUCGUUCGUCGACACCCGGCAGAUCAUUCGUUCGUCGACACCCGGCAGAUCAUUCGUUCGUCGACACCCGGCAGAUCAUUCGUUCGUCGACACCCGGCAGAUCAUUCGUUCGUCGACACCCGGCAGAUCAUUCGUUCGUCGACACCCGGCAGAUAAUUUUGUGCGCACGGCCGACGUUCAUUCUGGUGUUUUCUCCUUAACAGAAAUAGUGACAACACAGACUUUGUUACAAGUUUCUCUCUAGGACUUUCUGAACAAGGUCUUGGAUUAUUAGUUGAAGCUAAGGGUCAUAUUAUUUCUGUCUAUUUUUUUUGGUAUGGUUCACUGUACAUCAUGUGGUUUUGAAAGACAAUGUCAUUUUUCUAACAUUUUUUUUAUAAAUGAAAAAAAUAAAUCAAAUAAAGAUUAAGUCAACAGCAA
This is a messenger RNA of Salvelinus fontinalis (brook trout), 1678 nucleotides long. RefSeq names its product ints3 and nabp interacting protein (gene inip). The transcript has 4 exons. Gene Ontology annotation, biological process: DNA repair. NCBI's taxonomy places the organism in Eukaryota, Metazoa, Chordata, Actinopteri, Salmoniformes, Salmonidae. Gene Ontology annotation, cellular component: nucleoplasm; nucleus; SOSS complex. The record is from RefSeq and is a predicted model, not a curated record. The coding region runs from base 408 to 728 and encodes 106 amino acids.